Messenger RNA from Lodderomyces margitis, 831 nucleotides. RefSeq names its product dodecenoyl-CoA isomerase (gene ECI1). NCBI's taxonomy places the organism in Eukaryota, Fungi, Ascomycota, Pichiomycetes, Serinales, Debaryomycetaceae. Gene Ontology annotation, biological process: fatty acid beta-oxidation. Gene Ontology annotation, cellular component: peroxisomal matrix. The transcript has a single exon. Bases 1 to 831 code for a protein of 276 amino acids. The record is from RefSeq and is a predicted model, not a curated record.
AUGUCAGAAGAAGCAAACGGUAUCGUGUACGAAGUUAAAGGCAAAAUUGCUGUCAUUACCUUGAAUUUACCCUCCAAAUUGAAUGCUUUAGAUGCAGCUGCAUACUUGCAAUUGGGUAAAUAUGUCGAACAAGCCGAUAAGGAAGAAGAAACCGUGGCAACUAUUAUUCAAUCUACUGGUAGAUUUUUCAGUGCUGGUGCUGAUUUCGCUGACAAAAAGACAAUAAGUAGAGAUGCUGCUGAGCUUUUUAGUCACGAGCAUUGGUUAGCAGGUUUCGUUGCUAGAAACACUUGGUUGACUAAUGUUUUCAAUGAUCACUCCAAGAUCUUGGUAGCUGCUGCCAAUGGUCCAGUUAUUGGAUUAUCAGCUGCUUUGCUUUUGUUGUGUGAUUUGAUUUAUGUCAAUGACUUGAGCAAGUUCUACCUCUUGACUCCAUUUGCAAACUUGGGUUUAGUCACAGAGGGAGCUACUUCCAUCACUUUGACUAGGAGAUUGGGUUGGUCCAAAGCUUCAGAAGCAUUGUUGUUGGCCAAGAAAAUCCCUGGUGAAGAUUGUGAACAAAAUGGUUUGAUUAACAAACACUUUACUGGCCAAUCAAAGAGUACCGAAGAUUUCAACAAAGCAGUCUUUGAAUUGUUACAAGAUUCAACCGAGUCUUUACAUGAAGACUCAAUUUUUGGAAUCAAGAAGUUGAUGAAGCUUGGAAGAGACCCGGCCGUCAACCACGCCAACUCACAAGAAGUUGUUAGAGGUUUCAACAAAUGGAUUGAAGGUGUGCCACAAAUGAGAUUCGCUCAAUUGGCCAACAAGGAGAGAAAACACAAGAUGUAA